UUCAACAUGGCUGCCAUAGUUGUUCUCCCUUCGAUGUGCCCUAUGGAGGCUGAUUGAGCCAAGCUUACACUGCACAGUCGCCCUGCGACUCACAGACUUAUUUUCGUCGUGCUAGUGCGAACACUGCAGGAUUGAUCAACUGUAUCAAUUACACCGGCGCAUACUUUCUCUGAAUUAUUCGCAAGCUCGUCACAGCGCGCACACCUGACGACAAGACAUCUAGAUAUCAAGCUGUUUUGAAAAGUGUCGUUGCGUCUGACACUAGUCUCGUGUUGUCGCAGGAGUUCGCACAUUACAAGACCGUUCGUCGUGAGGUCUGAGACUCCUCAUAGCAGACCAGACGUCGCCGACUCGAAACAUCAGAGGAGACGUGCUUUAAUCACGUAGUGUACACUAUCCAGUGUGUCCCCGUUGUGUGUUUCCCAGAAGAAUGCCAUCUAAAGGAAAGCGCAUGUGGACGGUGCAUAUGGAGGAGAGGCUCAUUGCUCUUUGGAGCCACUAUGCCUAUUUGUAUGACAUAUCCGAUAUGUUAUAUCAUGACAGACCACUGAAAGAGAAGAAAUGGUUGGAGAUCGCUGCAGAACUAAAUAUACCAGUUGAAGAUGUUAAACAGAGGGCUGGGUCAUUAAGGACACAGUAUUCCAGGCUUCUGAAGCCACGUCCAAGUGGCAGUGGUGGCAAACCUCUAACAUCCAAACAACGCUGGCUCCUGGACAAUUUGGAGUUCUUAAGGAGACAUUACACCCCAAUGCUCAGUAAAAGUAGUUUGAACCUUACUCCAGAACAGCCGGAUGUUGGGCAGAAGCCAUCCGAUGUUGAUGUAUGCCAGGAAUUUGCUUAUGAAGUUGGAAGUUUUUCAGAUACGUCUGAAAACAUUCCGGACUCUAAGAGUGUACCACGGCAGACAACUCCACAUCGUAAACCACAUCAGGGCAAAAAGAGAACGGUUUCGAACUUGGACACUGAAGUGGAGGCGAUCGCUGUGUUUAGAGAGAUGUCAGCCACAGUAAUGGCUGGCUUUAACCAAGGAAAUGAUUUGGAGGCCACUUUUGCUCAGCAGAUUGCAUCCGACCUGCGUGAAAUCCAAAGUCCUGCGUUACGCAAGAUGGCCAAAAGACAAAUACAGAUGUUGGUCUAUGAAUAUCAAGACAAAGACCAGCUUGAAAGGAGGGAGACUUCAUGAUCACAGAGUGAACACACUGUCAGCAAACUGUUUUUUGUUUGUUUGUUUGAACUUUUGUUCAUGUUUCACUUGUCAAAAGAGGUUCAAAAGACAAAUGCAGAUGUUGGUCUACGAAUAUCAAGACAAAGACCAGCCUGCAAGGAUCGAGACAAUGUGAACAGACUGUCAGUAGAAAAUGUUUGUUUUUGUUUUUAUGUGUAUUAUUUGUUUUAACUUCUGUUCAUGAUGUUGUACUUUUUCCCCUCUUUUUUGCUUUCUUGCACAUUUGCUGCUUGACAACAGCAUUAUUUGUACCUUUUGUUUUACUCUUCAAAUGUGAACUAACAACUUUUCAUUUUUAAUUAACUAUUUUUUUCUUUAUUUAUUACUUGGUGUUAUAUUGUGCCACAUAACAUAUACCUUUUAUUUAUGAAUAUUGCCACUGUGUACUUCUGUAUUGUGAGAUUAUACAUACAUUUUACAAUUUGUAUUUUUCACUUUGCUGUAUUUUAUUUUAUAUAUUUUAAGCAGCGUUCACUUUCUACCAAAUGACAGGCACGUUUUUGUUGCCCAGCUCUUUGCGCACAUGACCAUAAAUGUGUGAAAUCUUUUUAUAUUAAGGACCUGGUCUUUUUGUACCUUUAACAGUGUCUUUUAGCAUAAUAGUUUAAGAGGCAGACAAUUAGCAGGGAGGUACCAUUUGCAGGCUAUUAAACCAUUCUGCAAAUAUAAACAGUUUAUGUGUGACACAGAUAGUUCUUUUAGCACAACAAUGGCAAUACAACCACAUGAAAAUUCUUGAACAAACAAUACAUGUGAACUCAGUACAAAUGCUUCUUUAACAGUGCUUUUUAGCAUGACAAUGUCAGAAGCAGACAAGUAUCAAGAACCUGCAGACUUUUGGACCUUUAUUGGAAAAAGAGUAUUCCUGAUUAUAAUUUCUUAAUGGUAAUGGCCCAAUUUUAAUUAACCAUAACAAAACCCUGAUAUCAUGUUACUUAAAGGGAUAGUUCACCCAAAAAUGAAUCUUUCAUCGCUUACCAGCUUUCCUAGAUGUGUACUUUCUUCUGCUUGAACACAAAGAUUUUUGGAAAAAUAUUACAGCUCAUUCAAGUGUUGAAGCUCCGAAAGGACAUAAAGGCAGCAUAGAAGUAAUCCAAAAGACCCCAGUAGUUAAAUUGUCUUCUGAAGCGAUGCACUCACUUCGGUUGAGAAACAGAUUGAUAUUUAAUUCUUUUUUUUACAAUAAAUCUUCACUUUCGCAUUCUACUUUUGAUUUUGGCGAUUUGCAUUCUUUGUGCAUAUCGCCACCACCUGGGCAAGAGGAGAAUUUAUUGUAAACAUACUUGUGAAGGUAAAUCUGUUGCAAAACUCCAGUGUUUGUAGAUUUGAAGUUGAGAACUUGUACAAUAAAUAUUUCUACUUGUAAGUUGAAAUUUACACUCACAG
Molecule: messenger RNA, 2611 nt
Organism: Xyrauchen texanus (razorback sucker)
Lineage: Eukaryota; Metazoa; Chordata; Actinopteri; Cypriniformes; Catostomidae
Exons: 3
Coding region: 431-1183 (250 amino acids)
Biological process (GO): regulation of transcription by RNA polymerase II
Cellular component (GO): transcription regulator complex; nucleus
Source: RefSeq, a predicted model, not a curated record